AGGCCCGGAAAAUACUGCUUAUUGGUUCGAAGUUUUCUCGACGAAGAGAAGAAGACUAAACCCUGUUUUCUCUCUCUUCCUCUGUCUCUCAUUCUCUCUGCAUUUCCCCCUUCUUUCUCUCUCUAGAUUUUCUCUCUUCCAAAAAAUAUUCAUACAUUGAGAUCCUUCCAAAAUCAAGGAGCUGUCUUUUGCUAAGAUCUCUUUUAUUUUUCAAAUUCUGGGUUUUUUUUUUUUUUUUUUUUUUUUUUUUGGGUUUUUGAUGCCAAGAGGUCAAGCAUUGUGAUUAUCGCAGGUAUUGAAUUGGAUCGGUAAAAAUAGCUUUCUGGGGUUCAGCAAUUUCUUGAAAUUUCAGCUGUAAAAUCGAAAGGGGGUGAGCUCCCAGGAGAUUGAAUUGGUUUGGUUUGAUAAAGAUGUGUCAACAUAGACUUGUUUGAUUGGGAAAGCUUAAGAUAUGGCAAAGGGUAGGAUUAGGGCAAAGAUACGUCGGAGCAAUCUUUAUACAUUUGCCUGUCUCCGGCCUAAUCACCGUAGGCCUGAGGAUCCCCCAAGCUCAUUGCCUGAUGGCCCCGGUUUUUCUCGAAUUAUACACUGCAACCAGUCUGAUAUUCAUCGUAGAAAACCUCUAAGAUAUAGGUCUAAUAACAUCUCUACAACUAAAUACAAUGUUAUUACAUUUCUUCCAAAGGGUCUCUUUGAGCAAUUUCGCCGUGCUGCCAAUAUGUACUUCCUCUUGGCUGCAAUUCUAUCUGUCACAUCAGUUUCUCCGUUUGGUUAUGUUAGUAUGAUUGCUCCUUUGUCCAUUGUGGUUGGGCUUACUAUGGCCAAGGAAGCUGUUGAGGAUUGGCGUAGGUUUAUUCAAGAUAUGAAGGUUAAUAGUCGAAAAGUUAGUCUUCAUAAAGGGGAUGGUAUUUUUGGUGGUAGGACAUGGCAGAGGGUAUGUGUUGGAGAUGUGGUAAAAGUAAAGAAGGAUGAGUUUUUCCCAGCAGAUUUGUUGCUUCUCUCUUCGAGUUAUGAGGAUGGUAUUUGUUAUGUGGAGACUAUGAACUUAGAUGGCGAGACAAACUUGAAAGUUAAAAGAGCUCUAGAAGUAACCUUACCAUUAGAUGAUGACUCGUCGUUUAAAGAUUUCAAGGGAAUGAUCAGAUGUGAGGACCCAAAUCCAAACCUUUACACAUUUGUUGGUAAUUUGGAGUACGAGCGACAGAUCUUUCCUAUUGAUCCAAAUCAGAUUCUUCUGAGGGAUUCAAAGCUCAGGAACACUGGUUAUGUGUAUGGAGUGGUUAUUUUUACUGGACAUGACAGUAAAGUGAUGCAGAAUUCGACAGAGUCCCCUUCUAAGAGAAGUAGGAUAGAAAAGAAAAUGGACCAUAUCAUAUACAUCCUUUUCUCUGUUCUUGUGUUGAUCUCCUUAAUUAGCUCAGUUGGCUUCUCAGUGAGGACUAAGUAUGACAUGCCAAAAUGGUGGUACUUGAGAGCCCCGGAUGGGAAGGGCUUGUAUGACCCUACUAGGCCAGCGUUAUCUGGUCUUUUCCAUCUUGUCACUGCACUCAUACUGUAUGGGUACUUAAUCCCAAUUUCACUAUAUGUUUCCAUUGAGUUUGUGAAAUUUCUGCAAGCCAUCUUUAUUGACCAGGACAUACACAUGUAUGAUGAAGAGUCGGGAACACCAGCACAGGCCAGGACAUCAAAUUUAAAUGAGGAAUUGGGCCAAGUUGACACAAUCCUAUCUGAUAAAACUGGUACUUUGACAUGCAAUCAAAUGGAUUUUCUCAAGUGUUCUAUUGCUGGUGUUGCAUAUGGCACACGUUCCAGUGAAGUUGAGCUUGCUGCUGCUAAACAGAUGGCUAAGGACCUGGAGGAGCAGGGUUCAGAAAUGUCCAAUAGUGCAUUCAGAAGAUCAGAAAUAGAGUUGGAAUCUGUAAUCACUUCCAGAGGCGAGAGGGAUCAUAAGCCUGUGAUUAAAGGCUUCGGCUUUGAGGAUCGCCGGCUCUUGGGUGGCAAUUGGGUUAAUGAGCCCAAUGUGGAGACUAUGCUGUUAUUUUUUCGCAUUCUUGCCGUAUGUCACACGGCCAUCCCGGAGCUGAAUGAAGAGACUGGCACUUACACUUAUGAAGCGGAAUCUCCCGAUGAAGCUGCUUUUCUUGCGGCUGCUAGGGAAUUUGGUUUUGAAUUUGUGAAAAGAACCCAAUCAACUGUUGUUGUUCGUGAGAGAUAUUCUAGAUGUGGACAACCUGUUGAAAGGGAGUAUAAAGUUCUUACUCUUUUAGAUUUCACAAGCAAGAGAAAACGAAUGUCUGUAAUUGUGCGUGAUGAAGAAGGACAGAUUCUUCUUUUAUGCAAAGGAGCAGACAGCAUAAUUUUUGAGCGGCUUUCUAAGAAUGGAAAAAUGUAUCUCGAAGACACUACAAAGCAUCUCAAUGAUUAUGGAGAUAAUGGGUUGCGUACAUUAGCCCUUGCUUAUAAAAAGCUUGAAGAGUCUGAAUUUUCUGAUUGGAACAAUGAAUUUCUGAAAGCAAAGAGCUCCAUUGGGAGUGAUAGAGACAUAAAUUUGGAAAGGGUUUCAGAUAUGAUGGAGAGAGAGUUAAUUCUUGUGGGUGCAACUGCUGUCGAAGACAAGCUGCAGAAAGGGGUGCCUGAAUGCAUUGAUAAGCUUGCCCAAGCUGGUCUCAAGUUGUGGGUUCUCACCGGUGAUAAAAUGGAAACUGCUAUAAAUAUCGGCUUCUCAUGCAGUCUUCUCCGUCAAGGCAUGAAACAGAUAUGUAUAUCAACAGCGCAUAUUGAAGGAACCGGCAAUGACUCCAAAGAGGCAGUCAAAGAGAAUAUUUCAUUACAAAUCACCAAUGCAUCUCAAAUGAUAAAGCUUGAAAAGGAUCCGCAUGCUGCAUUUGCUUUGAUCAUUGAUGGGAAAAGUUUGACGUAUGCUCUAGAAGAUGAUAUGAAAUACUAUUUCUUGAGUCUAGCAGUUGAGUGUGCAUCUGUUAUUUGUUGUCGUGUUUCUCCCAAGCAAAAGGCAAUGGUAACAAGGUUGGUCAAAGAAGGGACUGGAAAAACCACAUUGGCCAUUGGUGAUGGUGCAAAUGAUGUUGGAAUGAUUCAAGAAGCCGAUAUUGGUGUGGGCAUUAGCGGGGCGGAAGGUAUGCAGGCUGUGAUGGCGAGUGAUUUUGCUGUUGCACAAUUUCGGUUUUUGGAAAGACUUUUGCUUGUACAUGGACAUUGGUGUUACAAGAGAAUAGCUCAGAUGAUUUGCUACUUUUUCUACAAGAAUAUAGCUUUUGGUCUGACACUGUUUUACUUUGAGGCCUUUGCUGGCUUUUCUGGGCAAACAAUCUACGAUGAUUGGUAUUCUCUGUCCUUCAAUGUAAUCCUCACGUCUUUGCCCGUCAUUUCUCUUGGAGUAUUUGAGCAGGAUGUUUCUUCAGAUGUCUGCUUGGAGUUCCCAGCAUUGUAUCAGCAAGGCCCAAGAAACCUGUUUUUCGACUGGUAUAGGAUAUUUGGGUGGAUAGGAAAUGGGCUGUUCACGUCCCUCGUAGUAUUCUUUUUCAACAUCAUCAUCUUCUACAAUCAAGCAUUCCGCUCUGGAGGUCAGGUUGCUGACAUGUCAGCAGUAGGGACCAUCAUGUUUACAGGAAUAAUCUGGGCUGUGAAUUGCCAGAUUGCCCUUACGAUGAGCCAUUUCACAUGGAUACAACACCUGCUUGUGUGGGGUAGUAUUGGAAUGUGGUACAUAUUUCUGUUGAUAUAUGGUGCAAUGCCUUCAACUGUAUCUGGGAAUGCACAUAAUCUGCUAGUGGAAGCUCUUGCACCUGCACCCAUAUAUUGGACAACAACACUUCUGGUAACAGUUGCUUGUGUUCUCCCAUACUUUGCACACAUAGCGUUCCAACGAUCUUUCAACCCGUUAGAUCACCAUAUAAUCCAAGAGAUCAAAUACUAUAAGAAGGAUGUUGAAGAUCAAAGUAUGUGGGCUAGGGAACAAUGCAAGGCAAGGCAAACCACCAAGAUUGGUUUCACUGCAAGAGUUGAAGCCAAAAUCAGACAGUUGAAAAUCAAACUUAAUAAGAAGCAUUCUGGAGCUACCUACCACCCAUCUCCUACUCCUGUAUCAUAAUUCCUACUCUGUAAUUGAUUUCUGUUUCCCUUUUUUUUAGAUUUUGCUUUUACAAGCUUCCAUUUUUUGGUAGGUUUUACAAUUUUUUCUCUUUUUUUUUUUAACUUCAUAUUCAUAUAUUAGCAAUUUUUUCAUGUAAUUCAUUGAACAAGAGCUUUUUAGAGCUGUUGUAUGUACCAUAUACGAAGUAUAUAUGAGUAAAUCAAUAGUACAGUUUGUGAAUGAUUGACACCAA
Spinacia oleracea (spinach) is the source of this 4343-nucleotide messenger RNA. RefSeq names its product probable phospholipid-transporting ATPase 4. Gene Ontology annotation, biological process: phospholipid translocation. Gene Ontology annotation, molecular function: magnesium ion binding; ATP hydrolysis activity; ATP binding. The transcript has 11 exons. The coding region runs from base 452 to 4108 and encodes 1218 amino acids. The record is from RefSeq and is a predicted model, not a curated record. NCBI's taxonomy places the organism in Eukaryota, Viridiplantae, Streptophyta, Magnoliopsida, Caryophyllales, Amaranthaceae. Gene Ontology annotation, cellular component: plasma membrane.